ACCUCUCCCUAACAGACAUGUUUUAAAAACCUUGAGGGUCAGUCUGAAAGAGAAAGCCCAAAGAGGACAAUAUCUAUUAGCGGUGGGCUUGAGCCGUUACAAGACCUGUUUGACUUGAAUGACUGCCUCGAGAUUUCAGGGAGAGAGAGAGACUAAGUUUGGUUUGGUUUGGCUUACUUUUUAGAAACUAAAGUUUGAGGUGCGUGAAAAGAAAUGGUAAAUUAGUAUUAAAAGAAGUGGGGUUAACAAAGUGAAUGAAGCAAGCAAGCAGAAACGGUGCAACAAUCCAAGUGGAAGGAAAGUGGAAAGAAAAAGAAAGGAGAAAAGGUGGAAAAUGAACAGAAAAGAGAGAGCGAAGCAUAUGUAUGUAUGAAUAAGUGGAAGGGCAGUGGGAUAUAGUCUGAAGCAGCUCUGCUGUGGGGUAAAUCAACAGAAAAGGUAAAAAGGUGUACAUAUUUCUUCAGCUGCAGCCGUUUAGCUUCAAACUCCAACUCUUUUACUCUUUUAAAUUUCCUUUCCUUUACUUUUCUUUCCUUUUGUUUUAUUAUUUUAUGGAUUUCCGUAGAGAUGUCAGAGACAAGGGCUGGCAUGCAGGCAGGCAGGCAGGCAGGCAGGCAGAACCAGAAGAUGCACAGAGUUGCAGUCAUAAUAUGAACACACACAGAGCUAGAGAGAGAGGCAAUGAGCGGAGGAAGAAACAGGUUUCCAUUCACUGCAGCUCAGUGGCAAGAGCUGGAGCACCAAGCCCUCAUCUUCAAGUACAUGGCCUCCGGCAUCCCUCUCCCUCCCCAUCUCCUCUUCACCAUUAACACAACCUCUUUCCACUCUCCUUUCAUUUCCACCCUCUUUCCCCACCAAUAUGCCCACGUUGGAUGGAACUACUUGCAAAUGGGUUCCGGGAGGAAAAUCGACCCUGAGCCUGGAAGGUGCAGAAGAACAGACGGCAAAAAAUGGCGAUGCUCCAAAGAGGCAUUCCCGGAUUCUAAGUACUGUGAGAGACAUAUGCACCGAGGUAAAAACCGUUCAAGAAAGCCUGUGGAAGUUUUGAAAACAACAACUCAUUCCCCGGCCAUUUCUUCCAUCACCCACAACUCCACUCUCCCCUCUGAAACUCAUCCCCAACACCUCCACCCUUUUCUCUACCAACAUGGCUGUUCUUCUACGCCCCAAAACUCCAUCACUUCCUUGCUUCUUGACCCAGAUUACAGAAACAGGUAUGGUUAUGGGGUGAAGGAAGAUGUCGUUGAUGAGCAUCCCUUGCAGUCAGAAGAACGCUGUGGGAACAUUAGAGGCUUCUCUGCUUCGAAUAUGGAAGAUUCCUGGCAGCUGAGUCCUCUAACAAUGAGCUGCUCUUCCUCAUCCUUCAGACACAAGAACUGCUCGCCUUUACAAGGUAGUGACUAUUCGUACAAGGAACCAGAGAAGAGUAUGCAUCACUUCCUUGAUGAAUGGUCUCCAAAAGACACAGAAUCGUGGGUUGAUUUGAAUACAACUCGGCUUUCAAUCUCUAUUCCUAACUCGUCGCAGCAUGAGUUCAGUUCCAACAACAAGCAUUACCAAAAUCCAUGACCCACCCAGCUGCUUCCAAAUUACAAAUAAGUUAGUUUGUUUGUUUAUUUGAUUUUCUUUGACGACCCACCCAACUGGGGGUUCUGAUUGAUGUGUCCAAAAAUGUACUUGGAUUGACAGAGAAAUGGUACUGUUCCCAUGAGGUGGAUUUGUUUGGAUGUGUGUGGAAGUUGAACACAACAGUGGUGGUGCAGGCUUGUUCCAUAACAAGGAUCCAAGUAUGCGCGCUUCGAUUGCUGUGUUCCCAUCCUCUUCACUGUGUAAAUAGUUAGGCCAUUAAUGCCUAAGGUAAGCAGCAGCAAGCCUCCUGGCAUCUGUCUGUGUUCUGUGUUCUGAGCUUCGUUCAAGCUUCUAUGUCUGUUGUCUUGUAAUGAUCAUAAUAAUAACAUUAAUCUUAAUGGGAGAGGACCCCAAUGGACCACCGCUCUACUGUUGUAAA
This is a messenger RNA of Cucurbita pepo subsp. pepo (vegetable marrow), 2008 nucleotides long. RefSeq names its product growth-regulating factor 5. NCBI's taxonomy places the organism in Eukaryota, Viridiplantae, Streptophyta, Magnoliopsida, Cucurbitales, Cucurbitaceae. Gene Ontology annotation, cellular component: nucleus. Gene Ontology annotation, molecular function: ATP binding. The record is from RefSeq and is a predicted model, not a curated record. Gene Ontology annotation, biological process: regulation of DNA-templated transcription; developmental process; DNA-templated transcription.